Molecule: messenger RNA, 4505 nt
Organism: Oncorhynchus mykiss (rainbow trout)
Lineage: Eukaryota; Metazoa; Chordata; Actinopteri; Salmoniformes; Salmonidae
Source: RefSeq, a predicted model, not a curated record
GGGUGGGAAAAUGCGUAUUUUGUUCUUAUGCAGAUUUUUGAAUAUUCGUAUGAAAAUCUGUUCCCAAUUGGAUGAAAACCUAGCUAGGUACCUCAGUCAUCAGUGACUUUUUGGAACGUCGGAUGUUUUUAUGGAAACGAUUGACAUGCGGGCGGGGCUUACUUGUGCCUUUCCCAUGAACUGGUGACUUCGUACAAAUUGUUUGUUGCCGAUCAAGAUGGAGUUCCUUUUGGGAAAUCCAUACAGCACUCCUGUGGGACAUUGCAUUGAGAGAGCCACUGAUGGCUCCCUUCAGAGUGAGGACUGGACCCUCAAUAUGGAAAUAUGUGACAUCAUAAAUGAAACUGAGGAUGGGCCCAAGGAUGCCGUCAGGGCCAUGAAGAAGAGGCUGAACGGGAACAAGAACUACAGGGAGGUGAUGCUGGCACUGACCGUCCUGGAGACAUGUGUGAAGAACUGUGGGCAUCGUUUUCAUGCCCUCAUCACCAGCAGGGACUUCAUAGACGGCGUGCUUGUGAAAAUCAUCUCUCCCAAAAACAACCCUCCCACUAUCGUACAAGACAAAGUGCUCUCACUGAUCCAGGCGUGGGCUGAUGCGUUCAGGAGUAGUCCAGACCUGACGGGUGUGGUCCAGAUCUAUGAGGAGCUGAAGAGAAAGGGUAUAGAUUUCCCAAUGUCGGACCUGGAUGUCCUGUCUCCCAUCCACACACCUCAGCGGCUGUUGACUGGCCCAGAGGAGAACCAAGCCACCGCCCCUCCCCUGGCCCAGCCUAUCCCCCAACCCCAACAGCAGCCUCCUGCCCAUGCUGUCUCCGCCCCAUCGUCUGUUCCUCCCACCUACUCCGCCCCGCAGGUCCCCAACCUUGGCGCCUCUGGGUCUAUCAACCCUUCACCUGAACAGAUCUGCCGGCUGCGAAGGGAGCUGGACAUUGUGCGUGGCAACACAAAGGUGAUGUCAGAGAUGCUGACAGAGAUGGUUCCUGGACAGGAGGACCCCUCGGACCACAAGCUCCUGCAGGAGCUGAACCGGACGUGCCGGGCCAUGCAGCAGAGGAUAGUGGAGCUCAUCUCCUGUGUGUCUGACGAGGAGGUCACAGAGGAACUACUGCACGUCAACGACGACCUCAACAACAUCUUCUUACGCUACGACAGGUACGAGAGGUACCGGUCAGGCAGAGCAUCUCAGGGUAUCAAUAAUGGGCUGAGGCAGGUUCUCAGUGAGGCUACAGAGGACAACCUUAUAGACCUGGGCCCUGGAUCUCCUGCUGUCGUCAGCAACAUGGUCACUUCCACCGCCACGCCUCCGUCCUUCACCACCCCUGCCGAACGUCCUUCCUCACCUGCCUCCCUCGCUUCUCGGCUGGCCGUCCUCGACGUGGGUGCCAGUGUGACCAGCACUCUGAGCUCUCUGCCCAGCUGUAAGCCUCAGGACGACUUUGACAUGUUUGCCCAGACCAGGACUGGAGCUCUGCCACUGACCACCGAGACACUCGUCAUAGCUCCUAUAGAGGACCUUAAUGCUGUAGGUGGGAUUGAGCUGCCUCCUACUCUGGAAGUCAGGCAGCAGCCUGCAGGAGGAAUUCCCAUUGGCCAAUCCUCUGUCAUGGAUGACAUAGAGGAGUGGCUGUGUACUGACGUGCAAGGAGAGGAGGGCGAAGAGGGGGUGACCAGUGAAGAGUUUGACAAGUUUCUGGAGGAGCGGGCGAAGGCAGCAGAGACGGUGCCCAGCCUCCCCUCACCCCCUAGUGGUGAUCCCGGUGCAACUACCGGUGCUCCCCAGAAGAAGUCUGAAAGACCAGAGGACGCCCUGUUCACUUAGUUUAGUGGUUUUCAAACCUCUCCUCGGGGACCCCCAGACAUUUCACAAUGUUGUAGCCCUGAACUAGCCCACUGAUUCACAUAGUCAAGGGCUUGAUGAUUAGUUGAGAAGUUGAAUCAGGUGUGCUAGCCAUGGAAUAGUCUAAACGCAUGGAACGCCUGGGGGUCCCCGAGGAGAGGUUUGAAACCCCUCGCUUAGUAGACCUCUCUUAACCUUUUGACUUCUGACCUGACCAGUGCCUGGAGUCCCCAGACUGUUGUCUGUGACAAAUCCACUUUCUCAUCCUCCCACUCUGGAGCUGUCUACCAUCAGCUAAAUGUCUGCUACCCAGUAACACAUAUUCAUGUUCUCUGCCAAUUUACUACAAUGCGAAGGGAACCCCCACGCAUUGUACAUUUUUUUGUUUGUUGUUUUUUUGUUGAAAGAAACCAGCUUCAUUAGGGACAAGGUUGCAAUGUAUUCCCAUAAUCAACAGUCCCUAUCUAACAGUUGGUUUGGAACUUUCUCCAGCGUAAGAAGGACUGUGGAGUAUCAACAGCCAUCUUUAUAAACCAGCAGCUCACUCUGUCCGGGGGGUGGUCUUCCUCUGAAGGGUAAUAUGAGACGUACCCUGCCUACAGCACUACACAUAUUCUGCUCUGUUCUGACAGCAAGAAGCCAUCCCUAUCCAGUCGUCCCCUACUCUACUGCAUGUGUUAACAGAUCCAUCCACCCUUCAAUCCCUCCUCGGACUGAAAGGGAAGUCCAAAGGGAGCUAAAUGAAGUCCAGGGACAGUUCAUGUUAACCUUUUUUAUAGGUCAGACGAGGGCAGGUAGUAUUGAAAUAUAUCAUGAUAUGUAUGAUUGGGGAAUAUUCUGGAUCAUUGUAUUGUUUUUACGAUGUGUUUAAUUCCAAGUAUAUUAUAUUGUCCAUUAUAGCCCCUGACUGGAUGUCUUACUUUAUCCAUUUAACUUUGUUUUUGAGUGUGUAGAAUUCUAGAAUAUUAGUUUGUAGAGAUUUAUUUUCAGGUUAUUCAUUGUCAUUUGACGUUUUUUAGAGUAAGACAACAAUCAUUAAAUCAUUAAAUGCACUGCUAUGGUUGUUUAUUGAGGUGUAAAACAUUUUAUUUUAACGAACAAAUAAGUAGUAUCGACCUGACAAUGAUUUUCUGUUCAUCCAUAUAUUGGGACAGGUACGAUGCUGUUGGGAAGCCAAAGACCAGAUAUUGUCGUGGAGCCCAAGCAUGAUUGCAUCACAUUCAUAGUGAAUAGAGUAGCUGAUAAUGCUGUAAGAGUCAGUCAGAAGUGCUAAUGUGUUAGUCUUAUGAGAACAAUAACUUUAAAACCUAAAGUCUGUAAUGUGGUUUUCAGUACAGAUAUGGAGGCAGACUGAAUAUUGUAUGUCUGGUGUUGAAUAAUAACUGAAUUAAUGGACUGAAGUUUUGUCUAGUUGAUGUAAAAAAUAAGCCUAUGGAAGAGAUGUUUAUGAACACUAUGAAGGGGACAUUUGGUCUCCGAUUGGGGAGUCCAAUGUUAUAUUUUCACCUGAACUCUACCAUGUUCUUGUCUCUCGCUGGCUGUGCUGGCACAUCACUCAGAUGCUAGCCAGUUAGCUCAAUGGUCUCAACAGCUGAUCAGAAACAGUGACUGUGCUGAAAAGAGGGAUGGCCUGAGUGGGAGCCAGGCUCUCACCAUUUAGCGAAGGUGACAUUGAUGUUUUCAGAAACAACACUGCUUUACUGGUAUGUGCAAGAACAUGGAGUACUGAAAUCUUUAUUCUCUUUCUUGUUUCAUAUAAUCACAAACACAUGACAGUCCUGCCGUUUUGUUAUUAUUAAAAGAUCUAGUUGAGUGAGUUGGUACGUUUAACAUAUCUGUAAUCAACAGAGAAUUUUGAAAUAUUGACAAGUGUAGGAAUAAUUUAUUUAGUAUUUUCUUCUGCUCUAUCAGUAUUUGAAAUAGUUUUAUUUUACAAAGCAGAAUGAAGUCAUGAACUGCUUUAUGAGACCGAUCAAGGUUUUUCAUGUGUUAAACAUGUUUUGGUCGUUUAUGGACUUCCAACAGUUUUUCCUACACUGAUUUAUGCUGAUUCAAUGUUAGAGAUUGUAUAAAUGUAUUCGUUAAAGUUGUUGCAAAUUAAUCCGGUCACUAUUUAUGGCAAGUGUCCACUCGUUGGUUUGUAACUAAGAAAAUAACCCUAUUGAAUUUGUUUUUCCAUGGUUUGUUGAACAAGCAGUGCAGUCAUGUUACUGUAUCUUCCCCUCUGUCUUAUAUAUAUAUAUAUAUACACACAUAUACACACCAUGGGACAGCCUAGCACAUGAUGAACCAACAUCAUAGGCGUCAGAAAUGACCUCGCUUCUGAAAGACACUUUAAAAGAAGUGUUGACAUUGCACAUUCUGAAAAGGUUUUCCCUCUCUUCUAUGAAUGGAAAUAUGGUGUGUGCAUGUAGAAGGGUUGCCCUGCUAUAAGCCUGUACAUCUGAUGUAUUGCAGGGGGAAGAAGUAUUGCUAUGUGUGCCAUCCAGUAUACAUAGUUUAAUAUAGCUUGAUAUUGAUCUAGCUUGCUCAGUGGAACUUUGAUUCUAUACCUUAUAUUGUAUAAUCAAGGCAGGUAUGACUUAGCUUGCCAGGUGGUCACUUUGAAGCCUGCUCUUAGAACAAAUAAUGUGUAUAUGGUGAAAAAUAAAGGGUAUUUUAUAAGGGA